AUGACACAUUUAAAAGGACAAUCUGGAUUAAUUUGUGCCUCAUUUGAAUGGGGGAGCUGGUGGCAAACAAUUCAAGAAGUUUUUAUCGAAAUCCCAUUCCGACAAAUCGUAAACGUGAAGCAAAUCGUAUGUAAAAUUACCAAUAGUACAAUCACUUGUGGUUUUGUUGGUCAGCAGCCAUUGUUAUCAGGUAACUUAUUUAGCCUUAUAAAGGCAAGUGAAUCCACCUGGAGCCUUCAUGAAAAAAAGCACAUGGUUAUGUGUCUGAUCAAAGCUAGUCCAGGUACCUGUUGGCAUUCUUUAAUGACCGAUAACUGGAAGGCGGAUCCACUAGUUUUUGACGAAAUGGAACGAAACCUUACCAUUCAGCGACUACAAAUAGAAAACCCUGGUAUGGACUUUAGCUCAGCCGACAUAUCUGGAAACUAUCGUAACGGUGGACCAAAAUUUCCUGCAUGA
This is a messenger RNA of Schistosoma guineensis, 459 nucleotides long. The record is from the annotation of a GenBank genome assembly. Lineage: Eukaryota; Metazoa; Platyhelminthes; Trematoda; Strigeidida; Schistosomatidae.